AUCUCUUUUAAGACUUAUUUUACAGUUUUUGAAAAUGAUUUUGCUGCAUAUCUGUUGUUCGUUUGUUUCCGGAAGUUUAUGAGGAACACGAAACUCUCCGCGUGCGUUUAACUCGUCAGCUUUAGCUUGUUUGCUAUCGUAUGUUUUGCUAGCUACUGACUCGGUCUUGUAGCAUCUGUUGUCACUAUGAGUAAACAUGAGGACUCAUGGGAUAGGUUGGACACUGAGUUUGACCACUUUCUUCUUGACAUGAAGCCAUAUGUCCUCAAACACCCCAACAAGACAGAGCGCCAACGGUGUGCCACAUGGAUCAAGAAGUUGUGUGACCCGGCUACAUAUGGUUCAGGUCUGAUAGGCCGUAAGAACCGCAAUAUGUAUGCCCGGUUACUGCUUAACAUGCUCAAAAGAGGGGUCCUGGAGCUGCCUUUCACAAGUAAACCAGAACCUGGGGCCCUAAAGACGCUCCCUAAUUAUAUGUUCAUCUACUACGAUGACCCACUGACUGGUCGGGCUGAACAACACAGCAGUUCAGGACUGCCUGAGUGGGUGACAGGAGAGCUGGGUGGCUGUACUGAUGAUCCUUUGGCUGUCAGCCACCUAAAGGACAGAACUAGUUCCACACCUAUUGCAGCUCAUCACAGGAGAAGGCUGUAUGAUGAAAAGACUUCAUCAGGACCCACGUCCUCCAGUCCGCUCAAACAAUCACCAAGACAUGAUGCCAGGAUGGUGGAUGGGGGGCUGAAGGCAGAUAUGUCUCUCGAUGACAGUGACCUGGAGGCUCGUCUCAACAGCUGGAACCUUGGGAUUGAAAACCCCAGGUAUUUGAGAGAGAAGCCCAUUCCCUUGUCUCCAAUUUUCAAGUCAAGUUUAGGGAGGAACAACACCUCGGCAGAGGAUCAAGGCCCACAGCUAGCUCAAAGCAAAGAGAUUGAAAUGAAAAUGAAGGUUCUGGAGGCCAAGCACCAAGAGGAGAAAUUAAAGAUGCAGCAGAGACACGAUGCAGAUGUUGAGAAAAUUCUUGAUCGAAAGAAUGGUGAGAUUGAGGAGAUGAAGAGCAUGUAUCGGGUCAAGCAGAGGGAAUCGGAGGAGCUGAUCCGUAAGCUGGAGAAGAAAGUUCAAAGUGUGCUGCGGGAAUCCCAGGUCAUCUGUGAGAGCAAAGAGAAGCAGAUUGCAGAGCUGAAGAAGAUGUCGGAUCAGAGUGCCGACUCCCUGAAAAACGAGUGGGAGAAGAAGCUGCAUGCUGCUGUGACAGAGAUGGAGCAGGAGAAAUUUGAAUUGCAGAAGAAACACACUGAGAGCAUCCAGGAGCUGCUAGAGGACACCAACCACAGGCUGGCUAAGAUGGAGGCUGAGCAUAACGCUCGAUCUCAGGCAACUGAACAAACAGUGGGGGAGUUGGAGCAGAGGGUGAAACAGCAGUCACAGGAGGUGGAGAAGGGCAACGUGCUGCGUCAGAAGGUGACACAGGAGAAGGCCAAGUUGGAGAUCCACAUCGCGUCCAUCAGUGCUGAACUGCAGGAGGCCACCAGAAGAGUUAUGAUUCUGCAGAAGGAGAAGGAGCAGCAAAGUGAGCAGCAUGAACAGGCUGUGCAGAAACUUCAAGCCAAACAUGAGACUGACAUGAGCCACUUACAUCAGGAGCAUGCACUAUCUGUUGCUAAGGCCUCUGAGGUGAUGGAGGACAUGGAGAAGACUGUAGCUUAUCUUAAGCAGCAGCUCCUGGAGAGUGAGCACCGGAAGAACCAACAAAUCAGGGAUCAAGGGAUAAAAUUUCAGCAGGAAAAAGAUGAAUUGCAGAUCAACUGUGAGAAAAAGGUAUUGGCUAUCCAGAGUGAAGCAGAGAAAGAGAGAACAGAGGCCAGGAGGAAGAUAGCUAAACUGGAAGAUGCACUCAGGGAGAUGGAGAGCCAGCUGGACCGAGCCAGGGAGAGCCAAAGGCAGCAGAUCCAGCAGGCUGAUAUGGCAUUGGAGCAGUUCAAGAAACAGAUGGAGAAAGUGGAGGAGGACCUGAACUGCUCCAAAUCUCUGCGGGAGAGUCAGGCUAAAGAGUUCUCGCAGCAGUUCGUUGCACUGAGACAGAAAUAUGAGCAACAGAUGGCUGAGCAGCGCAUGCAGCACGAGCAGGAGAGGACGCGGCUACAGCAGCAGCACAGCGCGGAAAAGGACAGCCUGGUCCAGGAGCGCCAGCGGGAGGUGAGCAGCCUGGAGAGGCAGGCCAGGGCCGCCCUGCAACAGCACCAACAGCACACCCAGGAGUGGAGGAAGCGCGAUGCCCAGAUGGUCUCAGAUUUGGAAUCCCAGUUGUCAGGUUUGCAUGAUGAACUUCAGGAAGCCCAUGCCCAGCAUAAGGAACAGUUGGCUGAGUUGGCAUUACUGCGAGAGGAGGAAAAACAGAAAGCAUUUCUGGACAAAGAGGCAUCCUUGGACCGGCUCCGCUCUGACAUGGAGCGCAUCUGCACUGACCUUCAAACAAGCCACCAGCAGGAGAGGGACGCUGCACAAGAGAAGACCAAUGCCAGGCUGAAGCAGAUUGAGAAGGAGUACACUCAGAAGCUCGCAAAGUCUGCCCAGUUAAUCGCAGAGCUGCAGACCUCAGUUUGUGACUCAAAGGAGGAGGCCAUUCGUCUGCAGCGGGCGAUGGAGAAGCAGCUGGAGGAGACCAACGCCCGAUGGGAUGAGGAGAGAAGGACACUAACCCACCAAGCUGAUCAGGCCAGCAAGGCUCUGCAGGGAAAGGUGGAAAGUCUACAGAAGCAGCUGCACUGCUCAGAGAAGAAGCUACUUAACAAAGAGCUGGAGACGGAAGAGAAGGUUACCGCAGCGUGCCAGGAAUACGAGCAGAAGAUCAAAGGUUUGAUGCCGGCGGAGCUCAGACAAGAACUGGAGGACACCAUCACCUCUCUGAAAGCUCAGGUAAACUUCCUCCAGAAGAGAGCCUCUCUGCUUCAGGAAGAACUGGAUGCCUGUCGCAGCAGGAGGUAACCCUGGGAAUUUCAGCUUCACGUAAAGCCAGAGCAUGAAGAAGAAGACAUCCAAUCAGAAGUGAGCAUUACUGACUGUUAUAAUUAUUUAACCCACCACUGAGUCAUCUUUUGAUUCCAUGUGUUAUUGUCCCUCAUGGUUUUAUGAAUUAUUUAUUUAUUAUUAUUUUUUAUUCUUUUUGUUGCGUUUGGAAAAAAGUUUACAUUUUUAUACCAACACCCUGUUACAUUGUUCUUCUUACAUAUUUUUUCAUCUUUAACUUGAUGUUGGCUGUUUGGUGGACUUUUGCUAUCGAUUGUCAAACCCAUCAUUAAAUAAAAAACUUUGCAUUAUU
This is a messenger RNA of Cheilinus undulatus (humphead wrasse), 3316 nucleotides long. It is a transcript of the gene cep112, whose product is annotated as centrosomal protein 112. The transcript is spliced from 27 exons. The record is from RefSeq and is a predicted model, not a curated record. Lineage: Eukaryota; Metazoa; Chordata; Actinopteri; Labriformes; Labridae. The coding region runs from base 187 to 2982 and encodes 931 amino acids.